Messenger RNA from Pogona vitticeps (central bearded dragon), 1125 nucleotides. Its product is annotated as surfeit locus protein 4. Gene Ontology annotation, cellular component: membrane; endoplasmic reticulum; endoplasmic reticulum-Golgi intermediate compartment. The record is from RefSeq and is a predicted model, not a curated record. NCBI's taxonomy places the organism in Eukaryota, Metazoa, Chordata, Lepidosauria, Squamata, Agamidae. Gene Ontology annotation, biological process: Golgi organization.
UGCCCACAACCUGGUUCAGCCCCUCAGGGAAGGGGGAGGGAGACAGAAAGACAGACAGGGAGGGCGCGUGGGUGGCUGGCUGGCCUCCCUCAGCCGACCAUGACGCCCAGCGGCAAUCUGAUGGGGACAGCCGAAGACCUUGCUGAUCAGUUCUUGCGUGUGACAAAGCACUACCUACCUCAUCUGGCUCACCUCUGUCUCAUUAGCACAUUCCUGGAGGAUGGCAUCAGGAUGUGGUUCCAAUGGAAUGAACAACGGGACUACAUCAACAUCUCCUGGGGGAGCGGCGUACUCUUAGCAACUCUGUUCGUGUUAAUCAACAUGUGUGGGCAGCUGGCUGGCUGUGUCCUUGUCCUAGCCAGGAAAUUUGUUCCUUACGCAUGCUUUGGCCUUUUUGGAAUCAUUUUCAUGCAGACAAUUGCCUACAGUAUUUUAUGGGAUCUGAAAUUUUUAAUGAGGAAUUUGGCUCUUGGAGGUGGACUGCUUCUGCUCCUUGCAGAAUCUCGUUCUGAGGGGAAGUCCAUGUUUGCUGGAGUCCCAACAGUGGAUUACACCUCACCUCGGCAAUACAUGCAGCUUGGUGGCCGGUUGCUCCUUGUUCUCAUGUUCAUGACACUGUUGCACUUUGAACUUGGUGCCUUCGCUAUCUUCCAGGACAUCUUUGGCAUGGUGCUCAUCAUUUUGGUAGCGAUUGGCUUUAAAACCAAGCUUGCUGCUCUUACACUGGUCAUCUGGCUUUUCAUCAUCAACCUGAUCCAGAAUGCCUUCUGGAGCAUCCCCACCUACAGGCCCCUUCAUGACUUCCUCAAAUACGACUUUUUCCAGACCAUGUCUGUCAUAGGUGGCCUGCUGCUGGUCGUAGCUUUGGGACCUGGAGGGGUUUCCAUGGAUGAACACAAGAAGAAGUGGUGAAGAUGGACUGUGAACAGGGCUUGGAGCAGGGCGGGAAAGGUGGGGUGGGGUGACGAUAAAUUACAGCUUUUACAAACCUGUGUAGAAUUUUAUUCUCUGAGUGAUCCUCUUGAGAUUUAUCAUGGUUCACGGUUGCCUUAUCAGGGUGGGAGAGCCUUUGCUUCCUAUCCUGUUUGAGACAUGUAAAUUAAAGUUGAAUUAUAUAUAUAUGUA